Apus apus (common swift) is the source of this 9023-nucleotide messenger RNA. It is a transcript of the gene CLASP1, whose product is annotated as cytoplasmic linker associated protein 1. The transcript has 41 exons. Gene Ontology annotation, biological process: mitotic spindle assembly. The record is from RefSeq and is a predicted model, not a curated record. The coding region runs from base 378 to 4991 and encodes 1537 amino acids. Gene Ontology annotation, molecular function: kinetochore binding; microtubule binding. NCBI's taxonomy places the organism in Eukaryota, Metazoa, Chordata, Aves, Apodiformes, Apodidae. Gene Ontology annotation, cellular component: spindle microtubule; microtubule organizing center; cytoplasmic microtubule.
GCAGCCAUGGUGCGGUGCGGGGCCCGCCGCCGCCUCUGAGCGCCGCCAGACCCCGCACGACCCCGCGCCGCCGCCUCCGGCUCGCCCUGGCCGGCAGAAUGGACUACUGAAUUGAGAAUUAUUGCAGACUCAACAGUACAGCACAGCUCGUUGCUCCGUCUAUUACUAGUUAUUUAAAUUGGACUUUUAAUAUCCUGCCAGCUGCUGUUCACACACACAUGGUGCAUUGUUGCCAUUCUCAGAAUUGCAUCUUUGAAACCCAGACCCUCAGUAACCUUCAUCGAACAAAGAGGCGACCUCCUGCAUACACUUAUAGAGGGAUUUUUUGGACCUGCUGCCCUCUAGCUUUCUUGCUGGUGCUGUAUUUCUAAGACACUAUGGAGCCCAGUAUGGAGUACUGCUUAGCGCAGGUGCUGCAGAAGGAUGUUGGAAAGAGACUUCAAGUUGGCCAGGAGUUGAUAGAUUACUUCUCAGAUAAACAGAAGUCACAUGAUCUUGAACACGAUCAAACUAUGCUGGAUAAAAUGGUUGAUGGACUUGCCACUUCUUGGGUGAAUUCCAGCAAUUAUAAGGUGGUUCUUCUGGGGAUCGACAUCCUUUCGGCGCUGGUGUCCCGCUUGCAAGAUCGCUUCAAGGCCCAGAUUGGCACAGUGCUGCCAAGUUUACUUGAUAGGCUGGGAGACUCUAAGGACUCUGUGAGGGAGCAGGAUCAGACCUUGCUGCUAAAAAUCAUGGAACAAGCUGCUAACCCUCAGUACGUGUGGGACAGGAUGCUCGGAGGUUUCAAACACAAGAAUUUCCGGACAAGAGAAGGGAUUUGCCUCUGCCUUAUUGCAACGCUCAAUGCAUCUGGAGCUCAGAGUUUAACACUGAGUAAGAUAGUGCCACAUAUAUGUAACUUACUUGGAGAUCCAAACAGCCAGGUUCGAGAUGCAGCAAUAAACAGUCUUGUGGAAAUUUACAGACAUGUUGGUGAACGUGUAAGGGCUGAUCUCAGUAAAAAAGGAUUACCCCAAUCCCGGUUGAAUGUAAUUUUUACAAAAUUCGAUGAGGUCCAAAAAUCUGGAAACAUGAUUCAGAGUUCAGGUGAUAAAAUUUUUGAUGAUGAAGACUCUGUGGAUGGAAACAGACCUUCCUCAGCUAGCUCCUCUACAUCUUCAAAGACCCCCGCAAACUCUCGCAGAGUUGGGAUGGGGACUACCCGUAGACUUGGGUCUGCAGCUCUGGGCUCCAAGUCUUCAACCAAAGAGGGAGCAGGUGCUGUGGAUGAGGAAGACUUCAUUAAGGCAUUUGAAGAUGUCCCAACGGUUCAGAUUUAUUCUAGCCGGGAUCUUGAGGAAUCCAUAAACAAAAUAAGAGAGAUACUGUCUGAUGAUAAGCACGACUGGGAACAGAGAGUUUCUGCAUUGAAAAAGAUCCGCUCCUUACUUUUGGCUGGAGCUGCAGAAUAUGAUAACUUUUUCCAACACUUAAGACUUUUGGAUGGAGCAUUUAAAUUAUCCGCUAAAGAUCUGCGAUCUCAAGUAGUACGAGAGGCUUGUAUCACGUUGGGACAUUUGUCAUCAGUUCUGGGAAACAAGUUUGACCAUGGGGCAGAAGCCAUCAUGCCAACAAUUUUUAAUCUAAUUCCAAAUAGUGCCAAAGUCAUGGCUACUUCUGGUGUUGUAGCAGUUAGAUUAAUCAUUCGACAUACGCACAUCCCUCGAUUAAUACCCAUCAUAACCAGUAAUUGUACCUCCAAGUCUGUUGCAGUUAGAAGGCGCUGUUUUGAAUUUCUAGACUUGCUGUUGCAGGAGUGGCAAACACACUCCCUUGAAAGACACAUAUCAGUGUUGGCUGAAACCAUAAAGAAGGGAAUUCAUGAUGCAGACUCUGAAGCCAGGAUAGAGGCAAGAAAGUGUUACUGGGGUUUCCAUAGUCACUUCAGCAGGGAGGCAGAGCAUUUGUACCACACCUUGGAGUCUUCUUACCAGAAGGCCCUGCAGUCACACUUGAAGAACUCUGACAGCAUCGUAUCCUUGCCCCAGUCAGAUCGCUCCUCCUCCAGCUCCCAAGAGAGUCUCAACCGUCCACUGUCUGCCAAAAGAAGUCCUACUGGAAGCACCACAUCUCGAGCAUCUACAGUAAGUACAAAAUCUGUGUCAACACCAGGAUCUCUGCAGCGAUCCCGCAGUGACGUCGAUGUGAAUGCAGCAGCUAGUGCCAAGUCAAAAGUGACGUCUUCUGGAGCAUCCACCCCCUUCAGUUCUGCUGCAGCCUUGCCCCCAGGCUCAUACGCAUCACUAGAUGGUACUACCACUAAAACCGAGGGUCGGAUCCGUACACGGAGACAGAGCUCUGGCAGUGCCACAAGCGUCACCUCAACGCCUGCCGAUACCCGAGGCCGCAGCCGGGCUAAAGUGGUGUCCCAAUCCCAGCGAUCCAGAUCAGCUAAUCCUGCUGGUGCUGGUAGUCGGUCUAGUUCUCCGGGUAAGCUGUUAGGAAGCUCUUAUGGUGGCCUGAGUGGUGGAACAUCCAGAGUCCAGGCAGUGCCAUCAUCUUCAGAGAAGCGCAGCAAGAUCCCUCGGAGCCAGGGAUGCAGUCGGGAGACAAGUCCCAACAGAAUAGGACUAGCACGGAGCAGUCGUAUCCCCCGACCCAGCAUGAGUCAGGGGUGCAGCCGCGAUACCAGCCGUGAGAGCAGUCGAGAUACAAGCCCUGCUCGGGGCUUUCCUCCACUUGCUUCUCGACGUCAUUCCAGGUCCACUAGUGCUCUCUCCACUGCUGAUUCUGUUGGGCAGUCAGACCGGUUUGGACUCGGACAGCCAGGCAGGAUGCCUGCUUCUGUGAAUGCCAUGCGAGUCCUGAGCACAAGCACAGAUCUGGAGGCUGCUGUGGCUGAUGCACUGCUGUUAGGAGACUCCAGGAGCAAGAAAAAGCCAGUGAGAAGGAGAUAUGAGCCCUAUGGGAUGUAUUCUGAUGACGAUGCGAACAGCGAUGCCUCCAGCGCUUGCUCGGAGCGCUCCUAUGGCUCCAGGAACGGGGGCAUUCCUCACUACCUGCGCCAGACUGAAGAUGUGGCUGAAGUCCUGAACCACUGUGCCAGCUCCAACUGGUCAGAAAGAAAAGAGGGGCUCAUAGGUCUUCAGAACUUAUUGAAAAGCCAGCGGACUCUGAGCCGUGUCGAGUUAAAAAGGCUCUGUGAAAUAUUUACUCGCAUGUUUGCUGACCCUCACAGCAAGGUCUUCAGCAUGUUUCUGGAAACCCUGGUUGAUUUCAUCAUCAUUCAUAAAGAUGACUUGCAAGAUUGGCUUUUUGUUCUCCUGACCCAGCUGCUAAAGAAGAUGGGAGCAGACUUGCUGGGGUCUGUGCAGGCUAAAGUUCAAAAAGCUCUGGAUGUCACCAGGGAUUCUUUUCCAUUUGAUCAACAGUUUAACAUUCUGAUGAGGUUUAUUGUAGAUCAGACCCAAACACCAAACCUGAAGGUGAAAGUUGCCAUCCUGAAGUAUAUUGAGUCCUUGGCAAGACAAAUGGAUCCAACAGACUUUGUGAACUCGAGUGAGACAAGACUUGCUGUAUCUAGAAUUAUAACGUGGACAACUGAACCAAAGAGCUCAGAUGUGAGAAAGGCAGCACAAAUAGUCCUGAUUUCUCUCUUCGAAUUGAAUACGCCCGAGUUUACCAUGUUACUUGGUGCCUUGCCAAAAACAUUCCAGGAUGGUGCUACCAAGCUUCUGCAUAACCACCUCAAGAACUCCAGUAACACCAGUGUGGGCUCCCCCAGCAAUACCCUUGGUCGAACUCCUUCCCGGCACUCCAGCAGCAGAACCAGCCCCUUAACUUCACCUACCAACUGUUCCCAUGGUGGACUGUCUCCAAGUAUGCUGGAUUAUGACACGGAGAACCUAAAUUCUGAUGAAAUCUACAGCUCUCUUCGUGGAGUCACAGAAGCGAUUGAAAAAUUUAGUUUCCGUAGUCAAGAGGAUCUGAAUGAGCCAAUCAAACGUGACGGAAAGAAAGACUGUGACAUUGUGUCUCGAGAUGGUGGCCUCGCUUUGCCUACCAGUGAUGUCCGUGGAAGUGGUGACAUUGUGGAAGGUGGAAGGAUGGCUCUAGAUAACAAAACCUCCCUACUUAACACCCAGCCCCCCCGCGCCUUCUCAGGGCCACGCACUCGAGAAUACAACCCCUACCCUUACUCUGACACAAUUAACACUUACGACAAGACUGCCCUGAAGGAAGCAGUGUUUGAUGAUGACAUGGAUCAGCUUCGGGAUGAAGUACCCAUUGACCACUCAGAUUUGGUGGCUGAUCUUCUGAAGGAGCUCUCCAACCACAAUGAGCGUGUGGAGGAGCGGAAGGGAGCUCUCCUGGAACUGCUGAAGAUCACAAGGGAAGAUAAUCUUGGAGUUUGGGAGGAACAUUUCAAAACCAUUCUGCUUUUGUUGCUGGAAACGCUUGGAGACAAAGAUCAUUCAAUAAGAGCUCUGGCACUGAGAGUCCUGAGAGAGAUCUUACGGAACCAGCCAGCAAGGUUUAAGAACUAUGCAGAGUUGACCAUCAUGAAAACACUGGAAGCACAUAAGGAUUCCCACAAGGAGGUCGUCAGAGCUGCUGAAGAAGCUGCUUCCACCCUGGCAAGUUCCAUCCACCCCGAGCAAUGCAUCAAGGUCCUUUGCCCCAUCAUUCAGACUGCAGAUUAUCCAAUUAAUUUAGCUGCCAUCAAAAUGCAGACAAAAGUAAUUGAGAGGAUUUCCAAGGAAUCGUUGCAUCAGCUCCUUCCUGAUAUAAUUCCUGGGUUGUUGCAGGGUUAUGAUAAUACAGAGAGCAGUGUCCGUAAAGCUAGUGUAUUUUGCCUAGUGGCAAUUUACUCAGUAAUUGGAGAAGAACUGAAACCUCAUCUUGCACAACUCACAGGAAGCAAGAUGAAGCUACUAAACUUGUACAUAAAGAGGGCCCAGACCACCAACAGUAACAGCAGUUCCUCUUCAGAUGUUUCAACGCACAGUUAAUGGAGAUAUGUGGACAUAUGUGUAGACUUAGAAGCAAUCAACGGUGCCUCUCAGAGACCUUUCUGCUACUUUUCACUGGCGCGCUCCAUCAGCUCAAGGAGGCCAUGCAGAUAUUUAUUGCAAUCAGUAUUUUAGACCCUUAAAAGCUUUUAUGUAGAAUCUUACUGGUAUUGAAUGUAAAGGAAGCAAGGUCUGUGUUGCAGUCUUCAUUAAAAGUGAACAACCGAAAGCCAUACUUAAACAUAUUUGUAUAGCCUGCUGAAAUCUUGGAAAUAUGUUUAGGUUAGUGUUCCAAAACUGAGUCCAAGAACCUGGACACACGUAAAGGUCAAACAAAUCUUGUUGGUUUAGUUCACGCCCAGUUUUGGUUUCUGUAGUAGUUCCAUGCUCUCUCCCCAUGGCUGCAGCUGUUCUGCCUAGGUUCUCCUCUUUUUACAAGUCCUGUGGUCCUGUUUUGUACUCCCUUGACUAAUGUGCAGGGCUCUCCAUGGAGAGAUCUUUGCAGAUGUGGCUGUGAUUGCAGCCUCGGAUGCUUUAAUACUGAGAGAUAUCAAGUGAGUAAUGAAAAAGUAGGUUCUUUUUAAACAUCUGAGUUUUUGUACAUAGUUAUUCUGACAGACCUCUGAUGGGCUGAUUUCUCUCUAACUGCUCUCCAGCCUGCUGUGCUGAGCAAAACAGCUGGGCUCUCACUCCUUUAAUUGACUGUAAAUACUUUUCCCUUCCCAAUCCGUUUGGCUCUUUCCUAUGUUCAAAAGACUCCUCAGUUUACCUGUUACACCUCAAAGGGAACCAGAGACCCAAUUCUGGGACUGACGCCUAUGAUGGGACACUGGAGUUAGGUGGGUGUGUGUUGGAUUAGGCUCUGAAGGUGUCUGUGGGUGGGCAGUGGGAGCUGGCAGGGCUGUAUCAUGGAGCUGCCUCAUGAGGCCCAGCUGCAUUUUUCUUGAAUUCUGUUUCAUCAAAGGGCUGAUCUGCUGCUCUGACCUGACCCACUGGUGUUGGGUGGUGAAUGGCUUGGUCCCCACAGCUCCUUUGUGCUUUAGGCAAAAUGUUCAUCCGGGAGGGCAGAAAGGGCAUUUGAAACUGAACAAAAAAACCCCUGUGGAAGCACCUGCUGAGCCAGCUGGGACAGUGCUGGUUGCCUUGCUACAGCUCCCCUCUUGUGCCUGAAGAGCCUGCAGUACUGUUAGCUGCCUUCAGAAACCUCUUCCUUCCUGGUCAGCCCCAUGCACAGCCCUGCUGGGUGCUCUGUGUUUUGGAGAGGUGUGGAGGGCCCUCACUGGGUAUUGCUGUCAGCAGGGUGCUCUGGGUGAGGGUGCAGCGACACAGAACAAGUCAGACCCAAACCAGCAACACCUUUCCCCAAAGGGGAGACCCUUCUGUUUGCAGAGGGUGAGCUCCCCCCACCUCUGCCAGUCUCCAGGGGAAACAGGAGGAUGCUAAUGCUGUGUUUGGCCUGGGGCUGGAUCCUGGCUGACAGGCAUACCCACCCCAAACCUACAAAUGGAUCAGAAUUGGGUUUUUGCCCCCUGUGAUACAAGAAGAUGGUGGAGCUGCAGAUGUGGUGAUGGAUGUGUGCUCCCUGGCUGCUCUCAGUGCCUUAGUCUCUCUCCAGCCCCCUCCAUUUCCCCUUGCGGGGGCUGAAGGGACACUUUGGUAGCCUACUGAGAAUGAGUUUCCAGUACUGCAGCGGGGAGGGGAAGGCCCCAUUGUUCUCCCUUUCCGUCUGUGCAUCCCUGUGUGUCUCGGCUCCAGCCUCAAGGAUCUGUACUGGGAGGUGAUACUUGGUACCAGCUCCUCUCCCGGUCCCUGGCUCAGGAGGGGUUGGGGCUGGUGGGAAAUGUGCAGGAGUAGACUGCAAUGCUUGUCAGACCCUUUCCCUUCUGACAGGAGGGCGGAGGAGGUGACCUGCUUCUGCCUUUGUCAGGAUGUGUCCAGGCUUUUGCUGGCUGCAGGGCUAGUUCCCUCAUUUCUCCCAAGGAGUUAUGCCAUGGCAGGAGAAACCAUGUGAACCUGGAGGGUGGGAUUCCCCCAGGGUCUUCCUGCAGGCUCAGAAAAGCCAUCCUUGCCGGAGGAAGGAUUGGCUGCUCCGUGGUUUGUAUCUCCCUUUCUGUGGACCAUUCCUUUUAAACAACUUUCAGUAUGCUUGUUAGAAUAUCCUUUUUUAAAUUUUUGGUUUAUUCAAAUUAGUUUAACAUGAAUUUAUUUUCCCUUUUGAGGAAAUACUCAGCCGACUCGUUGGCAGCAGUUAGCUGUCUUGUUUGAGUUUUUAGUAAUGGGUUUGGUUUUUUGUUGUUGUUUUGUUUGGGUUUUUUAACUUUUGCUCUCACUGCUUAGUAUUUAUGCUUUUUUUUUUUUCCUCCCCAUCUCAGUUCAGCAUCUUCUGUUCCAGUUCUGGGGUUCAGAAGGUCAGCAUAGCUGACCGGAUGGCGAUUAGUCCCUCCCAGCUGUGAUGGAGCUUGGUCCCAUCACUGUUUUCUGUUGAUUUUUUUAUGAUUUUUUUGAAUGGCACACUGUAGCAAAUCUCCAGGAAUUGAAUUCCUUCUCAAAUGAUUUUAUAUAUUUUAUAAAAUCCUGAGAGUAUGCACUGAGAGUGAACGCACUGUAACGUCCCUGAGCCAGCCCUGGCGCUGACACUACGGUAGGAGUUAACAGCUUCUCCUUCAACAGACACGUGGAACCUGCUGUGGCUCUGGCCACGAGCCUGUGUUUUCCCAUCCUAUUGGCACACUUGGGGCUGCAAGUGGUAGAACCAGGCCUUACUUUCUGCAUCAGAUUCUGUUCUGUUUGUCAACAGAUGCUCAUUAACGUGCUACUUAAUUUUGUUAUGUGAGUCAGUCGAGGACUGUUCAUCCUUUGAGUACUCUAGCAGUAUGUGAUACCUGUAUCCAGUAGAGAGCAUUCUGCUUUUAGCUAUUUAUAAAUCAUUGCGUAUAUUGUACACAGUGAGGUUGUUCAGUAUGUUGAACAUGACCCCGUUUAUUACUUUUGUUUUGCAUUUCCUUUGAAGUACUCAAAGGGCUAGCUCUGAAUGUCACCUCUGAUCUCCAGUGUUCUGACUUCAACAAGCUGUACAAUCAUUUUUCUUUCUCUUCAACAAGCAUAAAGGUCUCUCUGGCCACAAAUCAGUGUCCAUGCACGCUUGCAGAGACAGAUCUGCACGCUGGCAGUGCCUCACCGCCCCGGUGAAGCUUGUGUUCACCUUCUCCUAGCAGUAGCCACCUACUGCAGCUGCCUUUUUUUGUUUUCCUUGCUGCCCAUUAUGCAGGGCUUCAAUUUUUUCGUACCUUUAAAAGAAAAAAAAAAAAAGUAAAAAAAAAAGUGUAUUUUCUUUGCCCACCAUGCUUUAAAAGUCUGAAUGGGAGAAAACUCUCAGCAGACAGCAGCUCCGGGCUGCAAGGUUGCCGAAAUCUCAGAUGUGGAUGUUUUUUCUGCCAUUGGCUGCACCAGUGCUCCGUGGGCAUGGGCAAGUACCAGAUCCAUCCGCCCCACAGGUCUACGUACUGUAGUUCUCAUGUAGUGCAGAAAUAUCGAGGCAUGUGGCUUUCUUAAGGUACACUAUGUGUGCUUGCCUGGAUGACAAUACAAUACGAGACUGUCUUUUUUAUUGCUUAUUACUAGCUUACCAAUAACCUGUUAUAAGUAACGUAACUCGCAUCUUUGUCAUCAAAACCUUUUCUCCCCACCCCUUUAUUUAUCAAGCAUAAUAUUACGUAUUAAGGGAAAGAAAGCUAGACUUUGUAGAAUACAGCAGGACGUUGCUAACGAUGUUUUAAAUGGGAAGUAAAAACUGCUCUGAAGAAUGCCAGCCAUGAGAAAUGGCUUUGUUGGCACCGUGUUCAUGCGCAUGUAUUUUUUUUUCUAUUUUUUCCGCUUUUGUCAUGUUACAUCCAUAUCUGUAUUUAUAUCUUAUUUGUUUCACUUUUGAGUGUAUCAUGGCAAUUGUACAGAUGUUUUUGUUAACAUUUAUGUGAUAGAAUUUGCUAAAAAAAUAAAACUAAAAUAAAACCUUUUGAGUUUGCCCUAGAAUAA